Molecule: messenger RNA, 543 nt
Organism: Caenorhabditis bovis
Lineage: Eukaryota; Metazoa; Nematoda; Chromadorea; Rhabditida; Rhabditidae
Source: the annotation of a GenBank genome assembly
AUGGGCGGUGUUAUGUCGUAUUUUCGCGGACUUUUUGGAGCAAGAGAGAUGCGAAUUCUUAUUUUGGGAUUAGAUGGAGCCGGAAAAACGACCAUUCUUUAUCGAUUGCAGGUUGGAGAAGUCGUGACAACUAUUCCAACCAUUGGUUUCAAUGUGGAGCAAGUCGAAUACAAGAACUUGAAAUUCCAGGUUUGGGAUCUUGGUGGUCAGACGUCGAUACGGCCAUAUUGGAGGUGCUAUUACGCCAAUACGGAUGCGAUUAUUUAUGUUGUAGAUUCCGCCGAUAGAGAUAGGGUUGGAAUUUCUAAACAAGAAUUGGUAUCAAUGCUACAAGAAGAUGAAUUACAAGGAGCGAUUUUAGCAGUUUUGGCUAACAAACAGGACAUCCCUGGAUGCCUUACUGAGACUGAAGUUUACAAGGCUUUGGGUCUCGACGCGCUUCGAAACCGAACCAUCCAGAUUUUCAAAACUUCAGCCUCGAAAGGAGAAGGUCUCGACGCGGCGAUGGAUUGGCUUGCAAAUCAAUUGCAGCAGAAGAAAUAA